This is a messenger RNA of Polychytrium aggregatum, 2896 nucleotides long. RefSeq lists its product as uncharacterized. Gene Ontology annotation, biological process: rescue of stalled cytosolic ribosome; protein ubiquitination. Gene Ontology annotation, molecular function: ribosome binding; ubiquitin protein ligase activity. The record is from RefSeq and is a predicted model, not a curated record. The transcript has 6 exons. The coding region runs from base 186 to 2879 and encodes 897 amino acids. Lineage: Eukaryota; Fungi; Chytridiomycota; Chytridiomycetes; Polychytriales.
UCUUCUCGCUCUCGAUUGAAUCUCUAGAUACUUUGUAGUCCCAAGCUUUCCGAUCGCCUACCGGAUCUCCUCAGCAUCUGAUUCACACCCACUCACGGUCGUCCAGCACCUCAACUUUGUUUGCCACUGCCAACAUCGCCUCCUGCAUCGCAUUCCCCGAUUCGCCUUCAAUUAUUUACAGCGCCAUGUCCGAGCAUCCCAAGCGUCAGCAGAAAAAGAAGUUUGUCUCGCUUUCCGAGUUCAACAGCCAGCAGCGCCAGCAGCAGAAGGGCCAGAGCCCGCUCUCUGCCGGGGCCGAUUCGUCCUCUGCCUCGCAGCUCCCGCCCGCCUCGCCCCCGGCCCAGUCCUCCCCCGACGCCUCGUCAGAAGCAGCGGUCGACCUGGCCGCCUUGACUCUGGCCAAAGGUGGCCCACGCCAGAACCAAUCCCAGUCCCAGUCCCAGUCUCAAAACCAAAGUCGUCACCAACAUAACCGCCGCAACCAGCGGGGUGGAAAACCCCCGGAGGCGGCUGCAGACAGCAGUCCCGCCAACCAGGGCCGGUCCCGAAACAAUGCCAGGGCUGCUGCUGCCCCUCCCCCUGUGCCUGUACCCGAAGACGACUCGGACAGCAGCUCGGAAUCAGACUCGGAGGAGGAGCUGUGCAUCAUCUGCGCCGAUCCCAUCUCGUGGUAUGCCGUUGGCGAGUGCAACCAUCGAGUCUGCCACAUGUGCUCGCUCCGCCUCCGUGCCCUCUACAAGAUCAACUCGUGCUCGUACUGUAAGAGCGAGCUCAAAGACGUCGUCUUCACCAAGGAUAGAGAAGCUCCCUUUUCGUCGUUCAAUCUCGCGCGACUUCCUCAUCACGACAAACGGACAGCAAUAUACUUUGACAGCGACGAGAGCUACGAAGAAGCAAUGAUUUUGCUACGAUUCAACUGUCCGGAUCCCGACUGCGAGGUUGCAUGUCCGGGCGGGUGGGCUGAGCUCAAGAACCACGUCAAGCAUGUCCACAAAAUGAAGAUGUGCGACCUCUGCACCCGCCACAAGAAGGUCUUCACUCACGAGCACACGCUCUUCACGAACGCCACGCUCAAUCGCCACUACAGCGAAGGUGAUCCAGAGGACCGGUCCUUCCGCGGGCAUCCCGAGUGCGGCUUCUGCAGCCUCUCGUUCUAUGGUCAAGAUGAACUCUUUGAGCACUGCAAGAAAGAUCACGAACAGUGCUUCCUGUGCGUGCGAGCCGGCAUUCGCAACCAAUAUUAUGCCAACUACGAAUCGCUGGAGAACCAUUUCCACUCUGAUCACUUCUGGUGCAAGGAGCCCGAGUGCUUGGAGAAGAAGUUUAUCGUUUUUGCCACUGACAUUGACUUGCUCGCGCACGAGAUGGAAGCCCAUCCCGGCAAGCGCUCCGGCAAGGGCCGCCCCAACAUCGAACUCAACUUCUCCUACAGCGGCAGCGCCUCGCGUGAGCGCCAUGCAAGGGGCGGCGACCACGGCCACCGGGAUUCUGGGGCAGGCUCCAACUCCCGUGGCCGUGGCAAGGGCAAGGCUCCUGCAACCCCAUCUCCCGUGGCCGAUCAGCCUAGCAACAGUGUUUCGACUCACUCGCAGGACUCACCUACGCCAUCGCCAUCGACAAACACGGUUCCUGGCGGACGGAUUCGACCACCCCCUGGAUUCGGCUCUCAGCUCACCCCGGCGGAGCCUGCUGCAGUCGUUGAGGCUCCACCCACUCCCACCCCAGCGGCCCCUGCCGAAUGGAUUGCCAAAUCGAAAGCCCGGAGCAACCUGCGCUCGACCGAAGACUUCCCGUCGCUCUCGAGCGCGGCCUCUGGAUCGUCGAGCUCUCAACGAACGCCGAGCGGACCAAGCUAUGCUAACCCCAACGCCGCCGCCGCCGCCGCAUCGUCCAGGUCGGCGGAAGGUGAUCCCGAGUUGAUCCCAAAGCUCCAGCAGCUCUUUGGCUCGGAUCUCCCGCGCUUCAACCAGUUCAAGGCAAUGCUGGCGCAAUUCCGCUCUGGCGAGAUGCAGGCUGCUGAGCUCUUGGAGCGGUUCCUUCACUUGGCCACAUUGGGCAAGACUGCCGGAAAGCAGACGCAUCACGCCGAACACGAAGCCGCCCGCAUCUGGACAAAGCUGGCCGAAACGGCGCCUGCAGAUGGUCUUGGCCGUCCUGGAUCCAUCACGAAGCGCGAGGAGAUGCUCUUUGCCCUCAACGACUGGAAGAUCAAGCAGCGGCGCAUCAGCGAGUCCACCACGCCCAAGCACAAGGCGCCCUACGGGCUUGCGACCGCUGGCUCGUCCGUAUCUCCCAGCCCGCCGUCGCCCUCCGGCUCCAAGGUGCUUGUGAUCAAGAGCGCCUCUAACAAGCAGCGCGUGAAUGCUGCUGGAUGGGCAGCAAGCAGCGCCGGCCGUGGAUAUGCCAAGCCUGCUGUCGAGCUCGACGAUGGCGCCUGGGACCGGAUUGCCAGCGACACCAUCAACAGGAUGCGCGAGCCUCCGACCCCGCCAAGCCCACAGACGUUCGUGCCGUCCAAUACCACUCCAACGCCCAGGCCUGCGGCAUCAGCAUCAGCAUCGACAUCAUUCUCGGCCAUCAUUUCGGAGCCUCGGGUCAAAGGCGGUGCUUUUGGUCGUGGCACCAGCGCCCAGGACGAGUAUCCAGCCUUGGCGCCGACCAAGACUUCGACCAAGAGCGCGUACAUGCGAACCGGGUCGCAUGGCACCCGGGUGAUGCAAAACUAUGGCCUCAUUUCUCCCGCACCAGCAUCCAACCCGUGGGGACCAGCAGGCUCUGCCGACAACGACGAUCCUGAGGAGGACUCUCAGCUCGAAGAUCGCUCGAAAAGCAAGCGACAGGGGAAGAAGAAGCAAGUUUUGCUUCGUGUCGGGCUGUAGCCCCCUCCCCCACUGCC